CUCGCCGGUUGAUCUCGAAAACAACCUGCCUUUCCCCCCCAAGAUGCGUCCCGGCGGGCCUAUGAGCCGCACACGUCCCCCGAGAUGCCACCCACAACAGCGAACUGACCGUCGCCUCAUCGGAUCUGCGCCGAAUGCCUCUCGCAUCUCACGGCACCAGCCUGAGCAUGACCCAUCCAUCCAGCGCUCCAUCUGGGCAGCUGCAUCAGUUGACCAAGCGCCAUCUGAUCCUCCUGCUUCGUUGGCUCGCGCGAUGCCGGUGGCGCUGCGUCCCGUGUGGUCUGAGGAUUCAUGGAACGCGCAGCUGAGGAGGGCGGAGGAGACCAUCAGGGCGUCGCCAACGAGCAGCAGGCAGCCCGGCGUGAUGCUGAUAUCGUUACAGCAGGUGCAGAGCAGGAUAGUCCAAACGUCUGUGCGAGGAUUCAUUGCACAUCUUGAUGUAUUGUGUGCGUUCAUCUUCCUCAGCCAUCUGUUGGUGCGGCAAGCCCACUGGAGCCUCUGCUGCCUUUGUUGUCGUCCCUCCCACGCCUCAAUCCCUCCCGCACCGACCGCAGAUACCGCUCCCUCCUCUCAUUCAUCUGGCAGCAGCGCAACACCCUCACGCCAACAGAGCUAUGCCAAGCCGCGGCGUCGCUUCGCCAACUGGACGAGCGGCAGAUGCUCGAGGCCUUCGGCGACACGCUAGUGGAGGGGGUGAGUUUCUUCUCAUCCGACGUGAUGGCAUCGCUCUCGCGGACUGUGGCGCACAUGCAGGGCGGAAGGGGCGACUCGCACAGGAGGGGAAGGGAGGAAGGCUUCUUUGAGGCGGUGCUGGACCACAUGGUGGUCGAGCCUGACCUGUUCGCGCCGGAGGUGAGGGUGCAACGGACAUACACCACACCCAUGCCGUUCUUCUAUGAAAUGUUGUGUCUUCCCUUCAGGAUUUCGCGACUUCCCUUCUCUCCCUAUGCAUGUUCCACUACCCCCCUCCCUCAUCGUCCUCUCCUCCCUCUCCCCCGCCGUUCUCAUCGCGGCUCGACACAGCAUUCGCUACAUGCGACGGCCUCAUGGCCAGCGACUCUCUGCCCGCAUCCUCGUUGAUCGAUCUGCUUGAGGCGCAUCGGCUGCGGCGUGGGUACGGUGUGGAGGGCGACCGCGAGAUGUACGUGUGUGCGGGGGAGCGGCUGGCAGGGUCGCUGGACGACUUGGGAGCGGCCAAGGUGCUGAGGGGCCUGCACGCCCUGGCUGACCUGGUGGGCAGGCGGCAGGGGGACGAUCGAAUGAACAGAGUCUUCGGUACGUCAUGAGAGAGAGACGGACACGCGAGACCAUCAUGUGGAUGUGUGUCAAUGGAUGGCCGUAGGUCUCUUCUUCCGUCGGCUGGACUCUCUGUAUCUCGACCUCACCGCCAGCGAUGUUGCCAUGGCCCUAGAUGCCGCCACCAAGCUCCUGCCACAAACGCCGUCACGAGGCGAUGCGGGUCCCACGAGCCGCAGAAUGCUCAAGCGGCUGCUGGAUGGCGUCAAGCGGACUGUGGGGCAGAUGGGCCGGAAGCACUGCCUCACCGUCUUGCGCAGCGUCAAAGAGCUGCACAGACACUGGUGGGCGUCAUCAAACACGCAAAUAAAUACCAGAACAGUCAUCCAUGCCGUGCAAUUGUUUCAUGAACGUGGAGUGCAGGGUCCGCGACGCGGAUCUGCUGAGCCUGUUGGAGGCGCAGGUGACUCGCGAGCUGAUGCACCUGACCCCCGCCCAGCUCGCCUUCGUCGUCAGCAGCUUUGCGCACAUGCGCUACGCCACCCACAGCAGCAGCAGCAGCAGCAGCAACAGCAACGACAGCAAGGCCAAUGAGGACUUCUGGGGCCUUCUGCGUGGCGAGGUGGCCGAGCGGCUGCCGUCCUUCGAGCCGAAGCACAUGGCGACCAGCCUGUGGGGCCUCUCGAAGAUGGGUGCCAUGAGCCGGAGUCUGUUCAACAAGGCGGAGAUCUACGUGCAGCAGAACAUCAUGGGCCUCUCCAACUGCGACAUCGCCCUCACUCUCUGGUCGUUCGCCACCAUGGGCAUCCAGCCAGCCCCCGAGGCGCUGGCCGUCAUCACGGCCCACCUGCACAAGAACGUCCUCACCUUCUCGCCCACCGACCUCACACAGACGCUCUGGAGCUUCACGGCCUUCGGUGCCCACAUCGAUCCGCCAUUGCUGUCGUCCUUCCUGACGUGUGUGGCGCGGCAGCUGCGGCACCUCAAGACAGAGGAGCUGGUGAUUGUGGCUGUGGCGUUGACGCGGCUGGGGUAUCGGCAGCAGCCCAUCCUGAUUGAGCUGUAUCGGAUGGUGUAUGCCGUGGCUGACAAAUUGGAUGUGCACCAGCUGGCCAUGGUGGGGGAGAGAACAGGGGCAAAGGCAGGCCCAUGCAUCUCGUGUGUGCCUGUCCCUUGUGCGUAGGUGUUUUUCACAUUUGGCAUGUCUGGCAUUCGUGACGAUGCCCUCGUCAAGCGCCUGUGCUUCCGGAUCACGCAGCAAGCCGACCGACUCAACCCACAGGUAUGCACAUGUGUCCGUCCACUCACACACACAACCAGCCCCACCCCUUCAUGUGUGUGCCGGCUCGCACAGGAUUUGUCCAACAUCCUGUUGGGCCUUAGCCGUCUGGGCGGCCGUGGGGUGACCCCAAGCUUCAUCGAGAGCAUGCAGGCAUCCUCACCAGACGACAGUGGACAGCCCGUCGGCCUCUCGAUGCUACGGCCCAGCUACCCUGACCACGACGAGGAUCAGCAUGACGAUAAUGCGAGGCCGCCAGCAAAGCAGCUGUGGACGUCAGCAUUUGCUGCUGCUGGCGAUGAUACGUCGUCAUCAGCCAGCGACUCACCGCCAGAAGCAAUGGCCCUUCCGUCAGGCGUCAAUGGCGAGAUGGUCUCCGCUCUUCGUUCACGUAUGUUCCGAUCCGACAUGCUGCGGAAGAUGGCCAGCCGCCUUUUGCCGUCCAUCUACCUGACAUGCGGUGCGCUGCAGCCCACCGAUGCUCAGCUGCUGAUGCUCAUGCACUGCAUCGUGGGCCGCCUGCCGCCUCCACUCAAGGACAAGUCGAGGAAACGGCGGCUUGUUGCGGCUCAAGAUGAUGAUAUGUCCGACCAGCAGCAGCAGCAGCAGCAGCAGGCCAAGGAGGGAGUGGGGGAGACCAGCACACUGAUGACCGCACGGGCGGGGGAGAGCUUCGCCAGCCGCCCGCCAGCUGACACAGACGACCUUCUCAACUACAAGGACAUGGCGCGGCUGCUCAUCGGCGCAGCGCAUCACCACAUCAUCUACCUGCCCUUCCUGGACCCCCUGUGUACGUCUUUGGCCCCCUGGCUGCCUCGGCUGCACGGCACGACCCUCAUAUCCCUGGUCUGGUCGCUGCACUCGCUGGGCUGGUCGCGGCCUAAGUUUCGGUGGAAGCUCGGAGGGGCCAUCAAGCAGAAGACACACAACUACCAGAUACCCAUCUCCAUCGUCAUCGAGGCGGUCCUGCCGCUGGUGCGUUAAUUGCGUGGGUGCGUGUGCGUGUGCGUGUGCGUGUGUGGAAGGAAGGAGAAGAGAUACCUACCGUACGUAUGUCUGUGUGCCGGUGUGUCGAUGUGUAUGUGUGUGUGCAGGACCAUUUGGGCCUGUAUCACCGGCUGGACCCGAAGCUCCAACACGAGAUAUACAACCGGGUGAGAUUGAGUGGAAUGGAGGAGACUGCCUACCUCUUUAUGUGGACGUAUGCGCCAUCCCCCUCCCAUGCGUCGCCGUAUGUUACAUGUGUGCAGGUUGACAACGAGACGCGUCAGCGGCUGAGAUCGCCGCUGCCCAUACCCGAGAAACAGACGGUGGCCAUCGAUCGAGUCGAAACAGACGGCCCUUUGUAUCAUGUGUGCUCUGCAUGGUGUGGUGUGUGUCCCUCCCUGCAGGAGAAUCACAUGAUCCGUGAGGCCGAGAAGGAUGAGAUUCGCAUCCACUCGAUCGACCAGCUGGUGCCAAUACAGCCCGACGAACAAGGCGAAACGGUCAGUCAGUACUUGAAACAGCCUCAUACACACUACACUCAUUCAGACAUUAUCCUCUGUGUGUGUGUGUGUUAAGAUUCCGAGUUCCCAGGAGUCGUACGAUUCGUCAGUGAAGCGGCAGAAGGAGUCCCUUUCAGAGACGGGCCACGAGGCCAUCUGGCACUUCAUGCAGAUCGUCAGGAGAAUGUGACUGACCACGUGAGUGAUUGCUGGUGAUAUAUGACUUAUACCUGAUGCCCAGCCACCAAGCGAGGGAGGCCGUGGGGUGCGUGUGUCUCUGUUUGCUUGUACAGGGGGGCAUGUGAUGUGUGUGCGUGUGCUCGAGGCGGGAAUGCCUCAAUUCUGGUUGGGUUGCUCUGUGCCUGUCUGGACAGCAUUCAUGGGACUGACCACAUUCUUGAAAAAGAAAUAUUCGUAAGUC
This is a messenger RNA of Vitrella brassicaformis, 4423 nucleotides long. NCBI's taxonomy places the organism in Eukaryota, Vitrellaceae. The record is from the annotation of a GenBank genome assembly.